UCAACCGUUUACUAGUUCUCCGUCGCCUUUCUUUCGUGUGUUUUUAUUUUUUAUUUCUGUAGAAAGAGAGAAAAGAAGAAGAAGAAGAAGAAGAAGGGAGAAAAAGCGAGGGAAGAAAUGCUGUUAGGGAUGGAGGAUUUCUUGAAGGAGUGCGAGAAGUCAGGGGAUUCUGCUUACAAUGCUCUGAAAUCAGUGCUAGAGAAGCUGGAGGAUCCUAACUCCAGAGCUGAUGCCAGGAUCUUCUUGUCCUCGCUUCAGAAUCGCUUCCUUUCUAAGGAAGAUUCCGAUCGUUGCUUCCAUACCUUCCAUUUCCGCAUUCAUGACGUCCUCCUCGCCGAUUUCCAAGGUUACCAGGAGAGAAAAAAAUUGACAUUGUUGGAGAUUCCAAGCAUUUUUAUACCGGAAGACUGGUCUUUCACCUUUUAUGAAGGAAUAAACAGGCAUCCCGAUUCCAUUUUCAAGGACAAGGCGGUUGCCGAGCUUGGCUGUGGAAAUGGCUGGAUAUCAAUAGCUCUUGCUGAGAAGUGGUCCCCUUUGAAGGUUUACGGUCUUGAUAUAAACCCAAGGGCAGUCAAAGUUGCUCGGAUUAAUUUAUACUUAAAUGCUUUGGAUGAAAAUGGGCUUCCUAUCUAUGAUGGAGAGAAGAAAACUUUGCUUGAUAGGGUGGAGUUCCAUGAAUCUGACCUGCUAGGUUAUUGUAGGGAUCACAACAUACAGCUCGAACGAAUUGUUGGAUGCAUACCUCAGAUUCUCAACCCAAAUCCAGAGGCUAUGUCAAAGAUGAUUACUGAAAAUGCCAGUGAGGAGUUCUUAUAUUCCUUGAGUAACUAUUGUGCGCUCCAGGGUUUUGUUGAGGAUCAGUUUGGCUUAGGUCUAAUUGCUAGGGCAGUUGAGGAGGGCAUUGCUGUUAUCAAACCCAUGGGUAUCAUGAUCUUCAAUAUUGGAGGCCGUCCUGGUCAAGGUGUUUGUAAGCGCUUGUUUGAACGCCGUGGUUUCCGCAUUGCAAAGCUUUGGCAGACUAAAGUAAUUCAGGCCACUGAUACAGACAUCUCAGCUUUAGUCGAAAUUGAGAAGAAUAGCCCUCAUCGUUUUGAGUUCUUCAUGGGGCUUGUUGGUGAUCAGCCUAUCUGUGCUCGAACAGCCUGGGCCUAUGGGAAGUCUGGUGGUCGCAUUUCACAUUCUUUAUCAGUUUACAGUUGCCAACUUCGCCAACCAAAUCAGGUCAAGACCAUAUUUGAUUUUCUCAAGAAUGGCUUCCAAGACAUCAGCAGUUCCUUGGAUUUAUCUUUUGAUGAUGAUUCAGUAGCUGAUGAGAAGAUCCCAUUCCUAGCUUAUCUGGCCAGUGUUCUGAAAGAGAAUUCAUUUUUUCCCUAUCAGCCUCCAGCUGGAAGCACACGAUUUCGCGAUCUUAUUGCAGGAUUUAUGAGGAUAUAUCAUCAUGUACCUGUUAAUUCCAAUAAUGUUGUUGUAUUCCCGUCAAGGGCUGUGGCGAUUGAGAAUGCUCUUCGACUGUUUUCACCACGGCUGGCUAUUGUUGACGAACAUCUGACCAGGCACUUGCCCAAGGAGUGGCUAACAUCUUUGGCAAUUGAGGAUGACAAGACUGCAGAUGAUGUCCUUACUGUGAUUGAAGCUCCUCGCCAAUCAGAUCUAAUGAUUGAGUUGAUAAAGAAGAUGAAACCACAAGUUGUCAUUACAGGCAUGGAACAUUUUGAGGCAAUCACCAGUUCUGCUUUUGUGCACCUUUUAGACACUACUAGAGACAUUGGUUCGCGACUUUUCUUGGACAUAUCUGACCAUCUUGAGCUAUCAAGUUUACCUAGUUCAAAUGGGGUACUGAAAUAUCUUUCUGGGAAUGCUCUGCCCUCACACGCAGCAAUUCUGUGUGGUCUAGUUAAAAAUCAGGUGUAUUCAGAUUUGGAAGUAGCUUUUGUCAUUUCUGAAGAAGAGAGCGUAUUUAAUGCUCUAUCCAAGACCGUUGAGUUACUAGAAGGGCAUACUGCUUUGUUUAGUCAGUACUACUAUGGUUGCCUCUUCCAUGAGCUUCUGGCAUUUCAGCUUGCUGACCGUCAUCCCCCUUCGCAGAGGGAAUGUGCAAAGACGAAAUCUGCUGAGAUGAUUGGCUUUGCAAGCUCUGCCAUUUCAACCCUCAAUGAUGCAGAGCUGUCCAUUACGGAACCAAAGGAUUCAUCAUUGAUUCACAUGGAUGCAGAUCAAAGCUUCCUGCCUGUUCCUUUAGCCAUCAAGGGUGCUGUCUUUGAGAGUUUUUCUAGACAGAACAUGGGCGAAUCCGAAACUGAUGUUAAGAGUGGGAUCCAACAGUUUAUCAAGAGCAAUUACGGGUUCCCAGCAAAUAGUACUUUAGAGUUCAUAUGUGGGGACUCCCCACUGGCUCUGUUCAACAAGAUGGUCCUUUGCUGCAUCCAAGAAAGUGGCACUCUGCUCUUUCCUUCUGGCUCAAAUGGAACUUACGUGUCUGCUGCCAAGUUCAUGAAAGCUAACAUCAGGAAUAUCCCCACCAGUCCAGAAGAAGGAUUUAAGAUUACGGAGAAGACACUUGCAGGUUUGCUUGGGACAGUAAAGAGGCCGUGGGUUUAUGUUUCAGGGCCAACAGUUAACCCAACGGGCUUGCUUUAUAGCAAGGAAGAGAUCCAAGGAAUACUGUCUCUAUGCGCCAAGUUUGGAGCAAGGGUGUUGAUUGACACUUCAUUUUCAGGACUGGAAUUCGAAACAGAUGGUUGGGGCAGAUGGAAUUUGGAAGACAGUUUAUCAAAAAUUACAGGCUCAGACUCUGGUUUCUGUGUGUCUUUGCUCGGGGGGCUGUCUUUCGAGAUGCUGACCGGAGGACUCUCAUUCGGGUUUCUGGUUCUAAAUCAGCCUCUUCUGAUUGAAUCAUUUUAUUCAUUUCCCGGCUUGAGCAAGCCGGAUAGCACUGUUAAGUAUGCUAUAAAGAAGCUAUUGGGUUUGCGAGAGCAGAAAGCAGGGAUUCUAUCUGAGGCUAUUGCUGAGCAGAAAAAGAUCCUGAAGAGUAGAUCUAAACGCUUAAAGGAGACGCUGAAGAGCUGUGGUUGGGAUGCAAUUGAUUGCUGUGGUGGUGUUUCCAUGGUUGCAAAGCCAUCAGCUUAUCUAGGGAAAACCCUCAAGAUCAGCCACUCUAAAGGGUUGGACCCAAGCAGUGGCUCUUAUGAAGCCAAGCUCACCGACUCCAAUAUCCGGGAAGCUGUUCUCUGCGCCACCGGUUUAUGCAUCAACAGCGGCUCGUGGACUGGCAUCCCGGGUUUCUGCCGCUUCACAAUUGCCCUUGAGGACACUGAAUUCGAACGGGCAUUGGAAUGCAUAAUCAGCUUCAAGAAGUUGGCUCUUGGCAAUUAAGACCUCUACAUUUUUUCCAGCCAUAUUGGUUGUUGCGACUUAGGUGUUGCACAAAAUAAAUGGCUUCUGGUUGUGGGAAAUCUAUGGAUAGAAUCAUACUUCUUUCUGUUUCUCUUUGUUGGUGGUUUUGAUGGGCACCCUGUAAACAAAAAUGUCCUAAUGGCAAAAAGAUAUUUUACUACAGGAUUCCAAAACCA
This is a messenger RNA of Magnolia sinica, 3569 nucleotides long. Its product is annotated as methionine S-methyltransferase. The transcript has 12 exons. The record is from RefSeq and is a predicted model, not a curated record. Gene Ontology annotation, molecular function: methyltransferase activity; pyridoxal phosphate binding. Gene Ontology annotation, biological process: biosynthetic process. Bases 118 to 3372 code for a protein of 1084 amino acids. NCBI's taxonomy places the organism in Eukaryota, Viridiplantae, Streptophyta, Magnoliopsida, Magnoliales, Magnoliaceae.